UCUCAGGGUUGCAGCAGAACAUCCCCCCCACCCCUCUCGUCUGAUCCACCCAUCACCGUUUUUUCGCCGUUCUGUAGGAAAAUCUUACGCAUCAUCCAUCUCCACUCCAUUCUUCUCUCCCCUUCCUUUCCGCCCGUAUUCUUCUUUUUUUUUUAUUAUUUCAGCUGUAGUUUGUAGGGGAGGGGGGGUAUUUUUCGGCCAGUUGCAUGCAUUUAUCGUCUCCCAAAAUGGUUUGCGAGACUAAAAUAGUUGCGGACGAACACGAGGCUAUACCGGGGAGCAAAAAGGAGGCGAUGAUGUGGAGCUCCCCCGCCUCCAGCGCGGCUCCGAGCUCCGCCGAGGACGAGGAUGCGAGGAAAGAUGCGGUUUUCAUCCGCGAGUUCGAGCGCGCGGACCAGGAGGAGGUGCGGCGCAUCUUUUAUGAGGGUAUCAUGGAGCGGAUACCCAACACGGCGUUCAGGGGGAUCAGGCGGCAGCACAGGAUCCAGUUUUUAUAUGCUCUUCUGACAGUAAUGUGCUUUUACGUGACCAAAUCUGUCACGCUGACCUGCUGUGCACCCCUCAUUCUCAUGGGUGCACGCUACUACUACAGCAGGAAAGUUAUCCAGAGUUAUCUGGACUAUGCUCUGCACACGGACAUGGAUGACAUAGAGGCUUAUUACAUGAAACCUACAGGCUCGUGUUUCUGGGUGGCCGUGCUGGACGGGCGGGUGGUGGGCCUGGUGGCGGCGCAGGGCCACGAGGAGGACAACACCGUGGAGCUGCGCCGCAUGUCGGUGGACUCGCGCUACCGCGGCAAGGGCAUCGCCAAGUCGCUGGGCCGGCGUGUGCUGGAGUACGCCGUGCGCAACAACUACGCCGCCGUGGUGCUCGGCACGACGGCCGUCAAGCUGGCGGCCCACAAGCUGUACGAGUCGCUGGGCUUCCGCCGGACCGGCCAGAGCGACGACCACCGGCUACCCGGCAUGAGCCGCUCGGCGCUGGAGAGGCUGUUCUUCCAGAUCCGCCACAGCCGCUACCGCCUGCAGCUCCGCGAGGAGUGAGAGGUGACGGAGGGCGAUGGAGGGAGAGGGAGAGGGAGAUGGAGAUGGAGAUGGAGAGAGCAAUAACCCCUCUUCACCUGAGAGCCUCGACUGCAUCCUCUCCUCUGACAACUUUUAUUUAUUUUGUGUCAUUAGAAAAUUAUCUUUGCGUAACAAUUCUAUUUCAUCUUAAAGCCACUAACUUUUUUUUAAAUUACUUUUAUGCUUUUGUUGCUGUUGAUUUUGUAUUAUGCUUUUACAUUUUUAAACAUCAUUUUUUUCUCUUCCUCUAUUUUAUUUACCUUUUUUUUGUAUGUUAACCCCUCCUUUCGACUGUGGGAGAAAAAUAUUGGCUUUUUUUUUUCUUUUUUGAAGAGAUCUAUCCGGCAUCCCAGCUAAGCGCUGUCCCCAGCCCCUUUUGUCCUCAAGAUCAUGCGAACCAAACCAAAACUCCCAACCACUCCAACACCCCCCCCCAGUUUACCCUUCCCCCAACACUUCAGCCCCCCCACCCCCCCAUUCCCUCCAUUUUCCCACAGUGGCAUUCAGCUGACAGGUUUAGAGGCAAGUGAGGGCAACGGGACAUUUGCAUUUUGCUGCUUUGGGGGGGUGGGAGAGAACUGUUGACGGGUGGGGAGGGGCGGAUAUGGCUUCCUUGAGAAGAGAUGUACACACACACACACACGCACACACACACACACUAAUGGGUUAUGGUUUUGAGAUGCAAACUCAGACUACCUUAAGUCCUGCAGAGCUGCAUUUUGUGUGUGCUUUAUGUACAGAAUCUGAUCUCUCACACACACGCACACACGCACGCACGCGCACACACACACACACGCACACGCACACACACAAACACACACACAUCAUAUGGCUGAGAGCCUCAAAGACACCAUAUUGGAACACAGCGAGUGUAUUACUGACCCCCACCAUGAGAGGAGGAUGGCAGGAUGAUCACCGGAAUAUGAGCUCCGUCUGCAUCCUCACACACCUUCUUCACUCUCCUCACUGGUGAUUUGAUUAGAUCUCUUUUUUUUUUUCCUUUUUUCUUUGUCAGUUAUUGACUCGUUUUUCACACUGGAGCUGUGUGAUUGGUUGAGAUGGAAGGAGGGCGGAGCUUUGUCACUGUAGUGUCACACCGACAGGCCCUAAGAUAGGAUCUACAGUAGCUGCAUGUCAAGAGUUUUGUGUGCAUGUGUGUGUUAUUGUCGGGAGCACGUCCCUUUGUUUGUACGUACGUAUGUGUGAUAAGGCGGCGGUUGGACUUGACACCGAGCCGCGACAGCGAGUGAUUCAUCUUUUUCGCUAAGAGUCAAGUAAUACCUAAAUUAUCACAACUACUUUCUAACUAAUUGAAUGAUGGUCAACUUUAAUCUUUUGAACAUGUUCACAGUUUAACUGAUAAUUUGUAAUUUUAUAAUUUUAAAAGAAUUUUACCAAGUUUAAAUAUGCAAAUUUCACUGUCAAAACUACGACAAUGAAUAAGUAGCUGCAGUCUGCACUUCACAUGCGUAAAUCCCGGAGUUUGAGGAACAACUCGGGUUGGAAGUGACUACUAGCAAUACCGACAAUACAAGACUGAGCACAAACGGGACAUGUUACUUAUCCGAACACAUACAUUGGCUUUUCCCAAUAUUUAUAUUGUGUAUACAAGUGAAGACUCAUGUAGCAAAUGUCAAGAUUUCUUUUUUUGGCAUAAUAGGUCUCUUUGUCUCCACGCUCCUAUCAAUCAACCAGCAGUAGAUUCAGCUUAAGUUGUGUCACUGAACUGUUUAUAAAAAGGAAAAUAUAACAAAAAAAAACACAUAAGAUGAAAAAUAGGAAAAAAAAGACAAAUGUAUUUGUUACAAAGUUAUCACUGACCGUCCAUGCCAUGCUUUCCUUUCCCGUUUAAACUCUCCCUGCCAUUUAUGAACCUGUCUGCAACCCUGGGCGACUCCAUGCACCCUCCAUCUGAACCCCGGACCCCCUCUACCGAUCCCAUCCAUUUCCUUUCCGUCUUUGCAUGUGCCCCAGAGCUUUGCUGCACUGCUUUAAUAACUUCAUUUGAAGCUUGCUGGACCAGUCCUAGACCCUGUACCUACUGUGAUGUCAUCUAGGCAGCAUGACACCUCCUCUGCAGUGAUGGGAUGGACUGGUGCAGAGUUGCACAUGAUGUAUGGUUGUGUGUGCAUGGCUGCGAUGCAGGAGACCUGCAGUUUGAGAUAGAAACUCUGUGUGUAUGUGUGUGUGUGUAUGUGUGUGUAGGGGGGUGUGAUAAGAGUGGAUGCAGACAUGAAACACUCACUACCUGCAUCGCUGCCUGGAUGACAUGCCUGCCAGCCAACCAACUGUAGAAUGCAAAAAGCAAUGCAAGUGUGGCAUGCCUCUGUACCCAGUGUGUGUACGGUGCCUGCCCUGGAAACACAUACAAAAAAAUGACAUAAAUGUACUAUAUAUACUACAUACACGUAUAUAAAUAUAUAUAUAAAUAUAUAAAUAAGCCUCUUUUUAAGAACAUAGAAAUAUGUGUCUAAAAAAAAGAAAGAAAGAAAAAACUACCAUUUGCAUGAAAUGUGUCUUUGAAUGCAAUAUAACUUUUAAGGGGAGAAACUCAGACCACAUGACAUACAGUUGAAUUUUAUUAAUGGUUUAUGUUAUUUUAAAUGAUAUUAAUCCACUCUGAUCAAGGGAAGGGUGUAAAAUCAGUACCAGCCACAAGCAAGAGCUGAAAAUCUUUUCAAGACGGCCAGCUGCUCUUCAAGCUCGUCGCUGGCUGGAGGUCAAGAAAGUUCCUCCUUUUGGUCACAGUGGAAGUGAAGGAUCGAGACUCGAAGCAUCACCGCUUUUUUUUGUUACAUCUGCAUGUGGUAGUGCUUUCUAGGGCUUUAAGUCUUAGUGGUUAUUCGAUGAUGGUGCAAAAGCACAUUUUGCAAAAUCCUGUGACUUAUUAUGACAAUAAGUACUCCAGGUGACAGUUCUGAUUCCUGUUUAGUGUCCUCAAAUUCCCAAAAGUGCACAUUGCAUACAUAUUUUUAAGUUUCUUUAUUUCUUGCCACACAAUUAUUUACUUAGAAUUGGAUUUAUAAAAUUCCCACACCAGACAAGAGUUUACCUGAGUUUACCUUUAAAACACCACUGUAUGUCAGAUCCCGAGGUGCAACAGUUUCUUCCCCUUAACGCUCUUUGUUAAAGCCACAUGAAAUUAAUUAUAUCAAGAUGAGGCUUAUCAGAUUUACAUGUUUUUAGUCAUUUAAAUCAAGCCAAUCCACAAUUUACUUGUGAAAUUGUAAUUCUAACAUCAAUUCUAAAGUGCUGAAAACGUCAAACAGGACUGUUUUCAGACGUUUUCUUUGGACCAAUGUGUGGAGGAUGCCUCACACCUUCUUGAUGCAUCUGCUUUGAACUUGGUUGCUACUGGAGAAUCAGAAGAGAAGCAGAUUUUAUUUUGUGACAUCUCUCGAACAACGGCUAUUACUGGUCUUCGUACUCUAGUUCUCGUUGAACCAGUAGUAGCGACAUGUUAGUGACAACCGAACUUAAGUGUGAACGAAAGCAGGGAAAGCUCAGUGGUGUGACAGUCCAGGAUAGUUUUUUCUUUUUCAUUAUCACCUCGGUUCUGAUAUCAGUUAUCCCUGCUAGCGUGUUCAGGCCCUUCACACCAGUCUCUCUAGGAUUAUCUUGAAAGUGAGAGCGAGAGGUGAACGUCAAUGGAUCUCGAGGAAGAAUGUGAAGUCUGUCGACUGUGAGCCAUUUCUGCUGCUGCCAAUCUCAGUUUUAGUCUGAUAAAAAAUUCAAAGCUCCUUGUAUUCUGGCAGAUUAUAAUCCAUAAUGGUACAUACUAUACGACAAAGGUCAAAUCUUUCAAAAAUGCCUUUGCCAAGGCCUUAUGCACUAAAAUCAAGCGCUGGACUUCAAAUAUCUUGUGGACUGAAUGGCUAAAGCUAGUUUAAGGAUGAUUUUGAAUCGUUAAGAUGAAGUGCACUGACUACAAUGCAUUUAUUUCCAGUCCGAGCAAUGUCUGUUUUAUAUUUUAUGUGAAUGCUGUGCCCUCUAAAGUCUCACUUCUGUUUAACAUUGGUUUUACCUACUAAAUGUUGGAAUGUAGUAAACCGUUAGGGAACAUCUAAAAGAGUGUAAUUAAGCACCGUUCCUCUCCAAUGUUCUGCUGAUGUACAAUCCCAAAAAAACAAUCUAAGGGUCCGUUCACACUUGCAACUCGAUAAAGCAGAAGAUAAUGCAUUUAAUUCAGUUUGACAGGAAAUAAUCCUGGUUUGUUCACCAUCAUUUGUAAUACUAAAGCUGUUAAGUGUUAAUUGGUUUAGCCUGUUUGGAAGCAGACUGAGACCCGCUUUUACCAAGGUUCAAGUGAACCGCACUACCAGGAGUUUACUUUAAUCGAGACCAAACAUGCCGAGUGUAAACGCACCCUGACACUUUUUCUGUUUGGAUUCCUCUUUCUUGUUUGAGAGAGAGUAUCCUUUCCUAAAGGAUUGGGUUGACGAGGGUAUGCUGCGUAAAUUCCUGUUAGGGAACUCUCCUUUAGUUUAGAGAACUUUGGUACAGAGAAAUGAUCAUCAACAGAGGCACAUGGUGAGGCGAUGGAAGCUAAAGCUUCUACUUAAGCUUUUUUUUUUAUAUUACCUGGCAACCUUAAGCUUUGGUCAUUAUUAAACCAAACUGUAAGUACUUAUCAUGGUCAAUUCUCCUUCGAUUCAACUAAACAAGAGGAGCCUAUCGUUCCAAACUGCACAAAUGUAAAGACCCUGUGGGUGUGCCGUGUUACUCUGAUGAUGUCCAUGCUCAAAAGUAUUGGGGGCAAACGCUCAUAGGCAUGAAUGUAAACUGCCAACAUCUUGUUUUAAAUCUUUUCUGGUUGCUUUUUACUUUGUGAACGAGGAAAAACAGUGGAAAGAGGGUAAAGAGUAGCCAUUGGUUCUUUUUAUUAAAUGACUAACCCCUCCAUUAGAUGUUAAACAUUUUGUGCAAUUGUAAAUAGCUGUAUCUCAACUGAUGUUUUAUAUACUGCAACCUGUCAACUCUGCUGGUGUGAUUGGAUCCUGAUGGAAGCUCAUUUAUGUCUCAGAAAAUGGUGGUGGACUGGAAUGUUCCACAUGACGAGGAGGGCGAGGGAGGAAUGUGCCACAUUGGCAGUUAACAGAGGGGGUGUGUGGGGUGGAGGAGGUCUGCAGCAAAACAGAGCUCCACAGCAUGGACUCCCUCUCUCUCUCUUCCUCCGGUGUGGACUUUGCUCCCUUGUGGCAAAUACAGAAGGACUCACUCUGGACUUUGGCCACAGGUGCCAAGACUGCAUAAGCACUUGUAGCACAACUGUGUCUUGUUUUGCUAUUUCUGUACAGUACUGGUACUUUUCAUUUUCUUUUGCUUUCUCCGUUCUUUCUUUUAUCUCUUUUUUUUAAACUUUUCCUAUGACGAUUAUUGAUGAAGUUUCUCUUUCUCCUGUAUUAUCAACUGUACGUACCAUAAGCGUAUUUUGCAGGAAAUGACAUCAUAAUGUAUGAUUCGUACUACAACCCAUGGCUAUUUUUGUUAGGUGGAAAUUUGCUAGAGGGGGUGGUACCUGCUGCAUUUUUAUUCCAGACACUGCUAUAUUUUGGUGAACACAGUCUUAUAACAACUUAUAAUUUGGAAACAAAAUCCUGUGCAUGUGCCAUUGAAUCAAGCAAUAAGUAUAAACAGACAAAACAACAAAAUAAUUAUACAUUAUCUACAUUGAUUUUAAUUCAAACAAAACGUAAAAUGCUGCACUGAUAUUAUGUCCCUCAUACUGUAUCAAAUAUUGGCAUUGUAACAUUACAACUUAUAUCAAAGCCUGAUGGGGGAGUUUGUAAAAAUGUUUCUUUUGUUUGUUUGUUUUGUUUUUUUGUAUUUUUCUUUAAAAGAUGUGUCAAAGAUAUUUGAAAUAAGAAGACCUGUUAAUGGAUGUGAAAAGAGGAGCAGUUCAAGCUGACAGGGGGGAAAAAUGGUGCCAUCACUCUGAAAAUGCUUUUCUGCUAUUAAUCCCGUAACUGAGCGUUUGAACAACCAGGUUGACUUCAACGAACAAGCAAUGCAACUUUAACUCCGCAACUCUGUCAGUGUGACGCAAAUGACAUUCAAAGUACUUCUUUGACUCUUCGAGUUCAUCACUGUAAAGCUGUAAAGUAUAUUUUACUGUAAAUAGCGCAUUGGGGUUAUUUUUACUCCUUUUGUAACUACAACUGUGGAUUUAAAAUAUAUUUUAAAAAAAGAUUUAAAGAGAUUCUACUGUAGUGCAGGUGUCUUAAUCUGCACUCGAUCACCACGACCCCACACUGAGCGAUAGCAAACACUUUCAGAGGAAACAGUGUGCACCAUCUUAGACCUGGUGUCUUUGUCCAGCAGCACUGGUUCAGACACAGCCUUUCUCGUCCCCCCCCCCCUCCUGUCUGCUUGAGCUCUCAAGAUUAAGAGUUAAAGCACUGCGCCGGCAGCAGCUCUGUUAGCUAAUAGCUCACACCAGCCCUGGCCAUGGAUGCCAGCAGCUCUGGACUGAGCUGUGUAGCUACAGCGAGCAGCUGCAGAGCAAAGGCACUCGCUGCCACGGAGCCUUGUCAUGGUGGUCGUUCGUUGCCAGGAAACCAAGCUAUACAAAGCACAGUAGGAGGCUGAUAGACAGGCACACUGUGGGAGGCAGACUGGUCCAACCAGUUGGCCAUGAUAAAGGAAUCAAAGAGGAAACUAAUGGAUAGAUGGAAGGACUUGAGGGGCAAGGGUAUGUGAAAUUGCCAAAGACAGUUUUAUUGGACCUCUAACAGGAGGGAAGCAUUGGCUACGGCGAGGAAUUGGAGAGCAGGGACCCUUAGCAUUUAAAGUGGAGCAGUGAAUAAAUAGCACAACAAGCCCAUUAACUCAUUGAGGCUACAUGAAGGGAUGCAAACGUGAGUAAAGCAGGGUCAAAACCGUAGUGCAGAGGGAUACAGUAAUGGGGGAGCCGUGGUGUGGUGACAACAAGAAUCCCCUCAGACAUAAAAGAGAUGACAAUAAAUCAAAAGGCACAUCUGGUUCAUCCAGUCUGCCCAAACCUCAGUGAGACUGCAGUGGCCAUUUUUUCUUUUUCUUGGUGUCCACUGGUUUUCAGUUCCCUUUAGUCCAUUCCUUUGAAAGACUGCUGUAUUAUCACACCAGGAUUACUGCUAUUAUUGUGACUUUUAACUUUCUUUUAUACUGACUACAACUGGAAAACUGUACAGAUGUAAAGAUGGGGUUUCUUGCAUUAUGAUGAUGACUGAAACAUGGAUGUAAAUAUAUUGUAUCAAUUAAAAAAAAAAGGCUGCAUUAAGCUUUUUCAU
This is a messenger RNA of Cololabis saira (Pacific saury), 8332 nucleotides long. It is a transcript of the gene aspnat, whose product is annotated as N-acetyltransferase 8-like. Gene Ontology annotation, cellular component: mitochondrial membrane. NCBI's taxonomy places the organism in Eukaryota, Metazoa, Chordata, Actinopteri, Beloniformes, Belonidae. The coding region runs from base 207 to 1043 and encodes 278 amino acids. The record is from RefSeq and is a predicted model, not a curated record. The transcript has 3 exons. Gene Ontology annotation, molecular function: L-aspartate N-acetyltransferase activity.